CCUGCCCGCGGGAAAGCUCCGAGAACAUGAGGAGGCAGUGGGUUUGGCGGCUCUUGCGCUCUGAAGGCAGCCGGAGCCGCUGGGUUUCAACUCCCCGCGGGCGUGUCUUGCCGGCCCUGCGGAGAGAUUUCUUGACCACUACAACCACAGAAGGAUAUGAUAGGAGACCAGUAGACAUAACUCCUUUAGAACAGAGGAAAUUAACUUUUGAUACUCAUGCACUGGUUCAGGACUUGGAAACUCAUGGAUUUGACAAAGCACAAGCAGAAACAAUUGUAUCAGCAUUAAGCACUUUAUCAAAUGUGAGCCUGGAUACUAUCUACAAGGAAAUGGUCACUCAAGCUCAACAGGAAAUAACAGUACAACAGCUGAUGGCUCAUUUAGAUUCCAUCAGGAAAGACAUGGUCAUCCUAGAGAAGAGUGAAUUUGCAAACCUGAGAGCAGAGAAUGAGAAAAUGAAAAUUGAAUUAGACCAAGUUAAGCAGCAACUGAUGCAUGAAACCAGCAGAAUCAGAGCAGAUAAUAAACUGGACAUCAACCUCGAAAGGAGCCGAGUAACAGAUAUGUUUACAGACCAAGAAAAGCAACUAAUGGAAGCAACCACAGAAUUUACCAAAAAGGAUACCCACAUCAAAAGUACUAUUUCAGAGACCAGUAAUAAAAUUGAUACUGAAAUUGCUUCCUUAAAAACACUGAUGGAGUCUAAUAAACUUGAGACCAUUCGUUAUCUCGCAGCCUCGGUGUUUACUUGCCUGGCAAUAGCAUUGGGAGUUUAUAGAUUCUGGAAGGACUCCUAAUGUUCCUACUGCUGCUGCUAUUGACUUCUUAGAGCACUACAUCAGGACAGAUUGUCUUUUAACAAUGUCAGUUGAGCAAACACUUUCUACAGUAUUAUUCAAAGUAUGAAUGGUCUGCUGAGAAGUAUUUUAGAUGUUUUGUCUUUAUUUUACGUGCUGUUAUGUCGAAAAGCUAUCAUCCAAAACCUGAUUUAUAUAAGACAGAAAGGUAUUUUGUCUACAUAGUUGCCUGAUAGUUACAGAAAUUAAACCAGAGUGUUGUGUUUGAACAGCUUUGUAAAUCAGAAAGGGUUUUGUUGUAUUGAUAAUCUGGUGCAAAUUGAAAAUAUUACCUCUAGUUGCAUUUUCCUAACAACUAUUGCACAUUUAUGUUUUUAAAAAAAUAAAAACCUGUAACAAAGUU
Molecule: messenger RNA, 1200 nt
Organism: Dipodomys ordii (Ord's kangaroo rat)
Lineage: Eukaryota; Metazoa; Chordata; Mammalia; Rodentia; Heteromyidae
Gene: Ccdc90b
Product: coiled-coil domain containing 90B
Exons: 9
Coding region: 27-797 (256 amino acids)
Cellular component (GO): mitochondrion
Source: RefSeq, a predicted model, not a curated record